Messenger RNA from Pungitius pungitius (ninespine stickleback), 7412 nucleotides. It is a transcript of the gene lrrk1, whose product is annotated as leucine-rich repeat kinase 1. Bases 303 to 6236 code for a protein of 1977 amino acids. NCBI's taxonomy places the organism in Eukaryota, Metazoa, Chordata, Actinopteri, Perciformes, Gasterosteidae. Gene Ontology annotation, biological process: protein phosphorylation. Gene Ontology annotation, molecular function: ATP binding; protein kinase activity; protein binding. The record is from RefSeq and is a predicted model, not a curated record. The transcript has 37 exons.
CCAGAGCGAUACAGGAAGCUCAGAGGCUGUGUGGUUGUUAAACAAAGAAGCAUCAUUCCCCCUCCCUCUCCAUGCUACCCCCUCCUCCAUCCUCCCUCCCUGCCUCCUCCAUCCUCCCACUCUACUCAGCCUGUCACUGGGUGGCAGAGGAGGCAGAUCACUCAGUGAACACGGCUUGGUGGAAGCCACGCAGCAGCUGAAGGGAAGCCAUGAUUAGAGAACACUCCGCUUUAAAUGAGGCGGAGGCAGGAGGAAGAGGAGGAUCUGCUGCUUGGCUAUGAGCAGCAGGCCCUGGGGAGGAAAUGGGAGCCAAGGCUUCGCUGGUGGAGGGUGCGGGGCCCGGCCCGUCACUGGUUCCUUCUCCCACUCUGGAGAACAUCCAAGCAGCAUAUGAGGACGGAGAGGGGGAGGCUGCCAGGGAGCUGAUCCAACAAGCCUGCUGUGUGGAGUGCAGUGCAGGCAUGCCUCCUAUCAACGGGGUGCGUCUCCUGUGUUUGGCCACUCAGCAUGGCGACCUGCAGAGUGUGUGUUACCUCCUGAACGAAGCCGGUAUCACUGUCCCCCAGGAGCCAUCCAGCAGCCACCCAGCCAUCCUGGCAGCGUACUACGGCCACGGCAGCUUGGUCAAAGAGCUGCUGGACUCUAUACCUGGUCCAUGUCUGAGAAGAGACUUGCUGAAUUGGAUGCUCGCUACCUCCUGCCAGCAGGGUCACCUGGACGUGGUCCGGCAGCUGGUCCUCAGCUACAAUGCUGAUGCCAAAGACUGUGCCGUCCACAGCGACCAGUUCGCUGUCAUCACUGGGCUGCCGCUGUAUGCUGCUGCAGAGGCAGGCAAUGAGGACAUAGCUCACUUCCUGCUGCAGAACGGAGCAGGAUUCUCCUCAUACACCCUGAUGGACCAUCCGGCCUUCAGCAAACACCUCCUCAGACUCAAACUACAGGAGACCUCCAACGCAGGAGAGGAGGCUGUCUCUGUGUGCUGGAAAGGUCUACAACUUCCCUGGUUGGACCUGGACUGGUUCAUGGACGUCUCCUCACGGAUCACCCACCUGGAUCUAUCAUCCAACAGCCUGGCGGCCCUGCCCUCUGUGUUGCCUUGGGGUCUCAUCCACCUGCAGACUCUAGAUAUAUCAAACAAUCAGCUGAGAGAUGUUCCUGCUGCUCAAAACUCCCAGGAGGUCAUCUGCUCAAGUUUACAGCAGAUAAAUCUCUCUCAGAACCGGCUCACCUGUCUGCCAGCCGGUCUCCUCCAUCUGACCAACAUCCAGAAACUUUCUGCUGCAAAGAACCAGCUCACAGUCCUGUUUGACAUCCCCUCCACUACUAACUGGAUAGGUCUUCGUAAGCUGGAGGAGCUGGAUGUGUCUGAGAACUGUCUGACCGCUCUGCCCACAGCAGUCAUGCACUGUUUGAAAUCCCUGCGUUCCCUCAACGUGUGCAGGAACACACUGCGCAGCUUCCCUGAUCCUUGGGCUUGUCCUCUGAAGCAAUGCAAAGCUUCCUCCAAUGUGAUCGAGAGCCUUCCAAACUAUGUCUCCAUCUCCUGGAGGACUCAGCUGCAGGAGGUGGACUUCUCUGACAACUGCCUGAAGGAGCUGCCUCUUUAUAUCUUUGAACUGGAGGCUCUGGUCUUGUUGAGAUUGUGUGGGAAUCACAUUGCGACACUCCCAGCCCCCAGUAAGUGGAAGUGCUCUCAGCUCAGGACCCUCGAUCUUUCCAGGAACCAGCUGGGAAAAACAGAGGAUGGGACUAAAUCCAGGAGGCUGGCCUUCUUGAAUACAUGGACCAGAAGGGACCCGGACCCUGACCCAGUGUGUUCCAUAGAGUUCCCCAUCAUUCUGCGGGAUUCUCUGGAAGUGCUUUUCUUGAAUGACAAUCAGCUGGAGUGUGUACCCAAAUCAGUGUGUGGUCUGCACAGCCUCGGUGAGGUCUACCUCUCCAAUAAUCCUGGAAUCCGGGAGCUUCCAGCGGAGCUCAGUCAACUUUCCAACCUGUGGCAACUGGACAUUGAAGACCUCAACAUUACUAAUGUCCCCCAGGAAGUACGAAAAGAAGGUGCUACAUCUGUUUUGGCUUUCCUCCGGGCACAGCUUCGAAAGGCAGAGCCUUUUAAGCUGCUGAAGAUGCUUCUGAUUGGUCCCCCGAGACAGGGGAAGACGGCGCUUCUGGAUGCUCUUCAGACCGGCAGGGUGGCGCCCUUCAACCCAGCGGAAUGCAGCAUCUCCACCUCCACCUGGGAGCUGGACAAACCCAAUGCAGGCAAAAACAGCAAGGACUCUGUGGCGUUCAACGUGUGGGACAUCGGUGGUCAGGCCAGCAUGUCCACGGUGAACCAGUGCUUCUUCACUGAUAAGGCCCUGUACGUGGUGAUCUGGAACCUGGCUCUGGGAGAGGAGGGUGUCGCCAACCUGCAGACAUGGCUGCUUAACAUCGAGGCACGAGCACCCAACUCUGCUGUAGUGGUGGUGGGAACACAUCUGGACCUCAUUGACGCCAAGUUUCGCACUGAAAGGCUGGCCACGCUGAGAGCGUAUGUUCUGGCUCUGUGCCGAUCGCCCUCAGGGGCUCGAGCCACCGGCUACCCCGAUAUCACCUGGAAACACCUUCAUGAAGUGUCCUGUAAGACCCUGGAGGGCUUGGAUGGGCUGAAGAAGCUGAUGUACACGGUUGUUCUAUCUAUGAAAGACCGCAGCAGCACGGCCUGUGGCGGUAAGCUGCUGGGCAGACUGAUCCCCAAGAGCUAUCUGACACUUCAGGAAAGGGUGAUAGCAGAGAAGCAGAGGCGAGACGCAGAGGGGGAGGUUCAAUACUUGACUGACGUCCAGCUGGAUCAGAUCAUUGAACAGAGCCCAGGAAGUGACAUCACAGACUACGGGGACCUGCAGACUGCCAUCAGCUUCCUGAUGGAGACGGGAACCCUGAUGCACUUCCCAGACACUAGCCAUGGCCUUUGUACCCUCUACUUCCUGUGUCCUGUGUGGCUGUCCGAGUGUCUGGGGAGGAUCAUGCACCUCAAAUCCUCUCGCUCUGUCGCCAGGAAUGGAGUGAUCCGUGCAGAAGACCUGAGGAUGCUGCUGGUAGGAACAGGCUUCACCCCGCAGACAGAAGAACAGUAUUUCCAGUUUCUGGCCAAGUUUGAGAUCGCUCUUCCUGUGGCCAGUAGCAGCUAUUUGCUGCCCCACCUCCUUCCCCCCAAGCCAGCCAUGGACAUCCAUGGCUUCCGUCAGCAGGCCGACAACACCCUGCAGCGUCUUGUCCAGAUGAGUUUUGUUCCUGCUGGAUUUUGGGAGCGCUUAAUUGCCAGGAUGCUCAUCGGUCUCACAGAGAUGGACCUGCAGUCAUUUGAGCCCAAAAGAAACCAACGCAGCAGGAACUCAGUGAUCUACAGCUUCGCUGGAACCCAGCAGAGGAGCCGCUGCAGCACCUUCAGAGUCCGACGCAGCCAGACCAUAUACUGGAAGGAGGGGCUGCUGGUCACUUUUGAUGGAGGUUACCUCAGCGUGGAGUCGUCCGAUAUCAACUGGAGGAGGAAGAAAAGUGGAGGCAUAAAGAUUAUCUGCCAAUCAGAGAUGAGAGACUUCUCUGCCAUGGCCUUCAUCACAGACAACGUGAAUUCUCUGAUUGAGCAGUGGUUCCCUGCUCUGACUGCCAGUGAGAGCGAUGGCAGCCUCCUCAUGGAGCAGUACGCCCCGUGUCCACUCUGUGCCUCACUGGGCCGACCCCAGCACCAGGUGGGAGAAAAAGGAGCAGGUGGAAAUGGGGUGCAUUACUUUAACAUGGAGGACUGUGUGCUGGCUGCAGUGGAGAAGGAGCAUAUCAUCUGUCCUCAGCACCCUGACCAGCCCGUCACCCUGCAGGAGCUGGUCCCAGAGCUGUUUAUGACCGACUUCCCAGCACGGCUGUUUUUAGACAGGGCUCAGCUGGAGUACUCUGAGGAGGAGAAGAACAUCGUUGGUCAGGGUGGCAGUGGCACAAUCAUCUAUAGAGCCCGAUAUCGUAACCAGCCGGUGGCCAUUAAGCGCUUCCACUUCAAGAAGUGUCGACAGCAGCCCAUGAGCAGCGACACAGACACCAUGGUGAAACACCUGCAGUCUGCAGAUGCCUGUCGAAGCUUCUCCGAGUUCCGCCAGGAGGCCAGCAUGUUGCACUCUCUGCAGCAUCCCUGCAUCGUCCCCCUGGUGGGCAUCAGCAUCCACCCACUGUGCUUCGCCCUGCAGUUGGCCCCCCUGGGCAGCCUUAACACCGUGCUGGAGGAGAAGCGCAAAGGAGCCGGGUACAUGCCCCUUGGUCACAUGCUAACCUAUAAAGUAGCCUAUCAGAUCGCAACAGGACUGGCGUACCUUCACAGGAAGAGCAUCAUCUUCUGUGACCUCAAAUCUGACAACAUCCUGGUGUGGUCUCUGGAGGUGCAGGAUGCACUUAACAUUAAACUGUCCGACUAUGGCAUUUCCCGACAAACCUUCCAUGAGGGGGCGCUAGGGGUGGAGGGCACACCGGGUUACCAGGCUCCUGAGAUCCGACCAGGCAUCGUGUAUGAUGAGAAGGUGGACAUGUUCUCCUACGGUAUGGUGCUGUAUGAGCUGCUGUCCGGACAGAGGCCAGUGCUGGGCCAGCACCAGCUGCAGAUAGCCAAGAAGCUCUCCAAAGGCGUCCGGCCGGUGCUGGGCAGCCCCCAGGAGGUCCAGUUCUGCUGCCUGCACAGCCUGCUGACCCAAUGCUGGGACACCAAGCCGGAGAAGAGGCCGGUGGCCAUGCAGUGUGUGAGACAGAUGCAGCAGCCCAGUUUCCCCUGCCUCAAGUAUGUAUUGUCCUGUGACAGCCACUCGCAGCUCUUCCUGUCCCAGCUGCAGGGACAAGGCGCUGUGUUCUGGGACGGAGACAAGGACAACAGGAACUACAGUGUGGUGAAUGUGGAGGAGGGCCAGGUGGAGGUGAAGAGGAUGUCCUGUGCUGGAAGCAGGAUCAGCUGUCAGAUGAAGAUGGGUAACAUUCUGUGGAUGGCCACUGAGGACCAGGAGGUUUUCAUCUACAGUCUGAAGGACAUGUGUCCUCUCAGUCAACCCCAGAAACACUUCUCCUGUCCAGCCAUCAUCACCUGCCUGUUCCCUUUCCCGGCGAGAGAACAGAGCCUGGCCAGAGUGUUUGCGGGGAUGUCUGACGGCCUGGUGGCGGUGUACAUCCUAGUGGAGGACAUUCCCCUGGACGGGGAGACCUACCUGUGCUCACACACCCUCAACAAGACGGUGUUUGCUCUAAAGGACUCCGAUCCCAGGCAGAAACCCUACCCAGUCAGGAGCAUGGCACUGGUCAGCAGUGGCUCUCAGUUAUGGUUCUCCAAUGGUCCCGGCGUGCUGGUCAUUGACUGUGUGAGUCUUCGGGCGGUUCAAAGGCUCGAGCCCUACAACCCGCCUUCCUCCAUUGUAUCCAUGACAACCAGCUUCAGUCUGUGGGGAGAGGAGGCCGUGUGGACUCUGGACGACCACAUGAACACACUGCUGCUCUACCACGCUGCGUCCUACCAGCUCUGUGCCAAGUACUGCUGCGGAGACAGCACUCCUCUUCGGGAUGUCUUCGCUGUGCAUCGUCCUGCAGCAGUUACCAUGGCUACAACCGCUGAACCCAACCCAAAAGACCAGGAAGAGAAGCUGGAAGGCACAAGUGGAGAAGUGUCAUUGAUCUACAGUGAGGGGGCGGGCACUCAGAUCAUCCAGCACCAGGACUCCCAGACGGACUACUGCUCCAUAUCAUCCAUCUGCUCAGACCGCUCCAGCUCCACAAGUCUCACCUCAUUAGUCAGCCGCAGCACUGUGCCUCUGGCUGCAGACCCAGAGGAGACGGCCAGGGACCAGGACCAGCGGCCUUCCACCAAGCCUAAGUCGGAUCUAGACACUGCCGAGACCAGGAAGCUGCAAGCCUUCACUCUGCUGCCAGUGAAAGGAACACUGUGGAUCCCCAGGCGCGGAGGCGACGUCAUGGUCGUUGAAAUGCAGGUGCAUGGUGAUCAGCUGAUGGGGCGUGUCACUGCUGUUCUCAGUCCACCUGGAUGUUCGUCUUUGGGGAUCCUGGAGGAGGCCGCACUGGUGGCAAAGGACACAGUUGUAUGUGGCUUUCAGAAGGAAAACAUGGAGUGGUGCCUGUGUGUCUGGAGGGGCUGGGGCUGCCACGAGCUGGAGGUCUUCUACCAGUCCUACGAGGAGCUGGGCCGCGUGGAGACCCGCAUGAGGAAAAGAAGGUAGCUGUUGUGCUGCAUCGUAGACGUGCAGAAUCGCAGCUCUGUAUGGAGGCCGAGCCGAGGGGAAUACGCAGCGACAGACUACCAGUGUUCAGAGCGGGGGGCGCUGACAUCAGGGCGGGGGAGGGGGGCUGAGCCUCCAGCUGUGCACAGCGGUUAGGUCCCCUCACUACAUACCUCUGUACCAAUAAUAAAGGUGGACAUGAGGAGCCUGAGGCUGACUCACAAAUCAACCAGAACCAGAACACAACCUGUGCACUGGGGAUUGGAUUCAAACUGUUUGGCAUGACUGGAAUCAAGCUCAAGACGUGGUGGACUGUGUCUGACUCCAGCUGCUGCAAUCCAACGUUUAUUCUGCCUGUCUAUUUCAGUGUCCUUUUAUUAAACUCUUCCAAGAGCAACUUAACGGAUGGGGACUUUCUUUACAGACAAGUAUAAACUCUCUUUGAAUGGGUUGGUUGAAGAAGAUGCAGCCCAGAAACAGCUGAUGUUGUAGAUGGGUGGAGGGUAGUGACACUGGCUCAGAACACAGUGUUCCUCUCUCUAUCUGUAUCACAGGAAGUGCAUGACAGCCAAAGCUCCCGUAACACAGAACAUCUGUGUUCUAUUUAACAUUAUGCAACAGGCCAGUGGUUUGCAGCUCUUACCAUGGAAACAUACUUUAGAACAUGAAGCUUUAUUCUGGUUUAAGACACCACAGAGCUUUCCUGGAACAGGGGGCAAUGUGCAGUUAUCUUUGUCACAGGACUCGGGUUACCCUUACUUGUAGGAGACACAAGCCGGCCAUGGUUCAUUUCUUUUAUAACCCAACAUCACAAAUUACAAAUAUGUCUGAGAAGGUUUUACAGUCUGUACACGUGCAAUAUCCUCUGUCCCAGAACCGUCACAUGGGCACAGGAACAACGCCAGAGGAGGGAUCCCCCCUCGGAUGGACAGACUGCAUUGGAUUUCAUGUGUAUAAGACUCUUGAAGUCUGACAAGCAGGCCGGUAUCGUCUAGCUUGAUCAACAAAUACAAUUGGGUAUCGUCUUCAUACCAAUGAAAGUAUAUGCACUGAUUUUAUUACCUAAAGGAAGCAUAUAACAAUCGGUCCAAGCACAGGACUCGGUGAACAACAUUGGUGGUCAUCGAGGUUUCGAUGUAAACUGGGAUCGAUCCCACAAAUACAACAUCAACCAGC